Scophthalmus maximus (turbot) is the source of this 2711-nucleotide messenger RNA. It is a transcript of the gene mta3, whose product is annotated as metastasis associated 1 family, member 3. NCBI's taxonomy places the organism in Eukaryota, Metazoa, Chordata, Actinopteri, Pleuronectiformes, Scophthalmidae. Gene Ontology annotation, biological process: negative regulation of transcription by RNA polymerase II. The record is from RefSeq and is a predicted model, not a curated record. Bases 187 to 2289 code for a protein of 700 amino acids. Gene Ontology annotation, cellular component: nucleoplasm; NuRD complex. Gene Ontology annotation, molecular function: sequence-specific DNA binding; transcription corepressor activity; histone deacetylase binding. The transcript has 19 exons.
GGGGGGGACCGAAUUGCCCAAAUUCUCCCAAUUGAGUGCACAUCCGGAAUCUCGACGAUCACACUGUAUCGCACCCUUUUGCCUUUUUUUAAGAAGCAUAUAUAUGGGUUUUUUAAAUUACUAUUAUUAAUUUAUUCUAUUCCGGGCGAGUUUUAUGGUUCACGUUAACACUCCGGGAGGGCAGAAAUGGCGGCCAACAUGUACCGGGUCGGAGAUUAUGUAUUCUUUGAGAACUCUUCCAGUAACCCAUACCUGAUCCGCCGGAUAGAAGAACUCAACAAGACGGCCAGUGGCAAUGUGGAGGCCAAGGUGGUUUGUUUCUACAGAAGGCGAGACAUCUCCCACAGCCUCAUCCAGCUCGCAGACAAACAUGCAAAGGAGUUGGAAGAGGAGAAGGAGAGCCCAACGGAAACAGACCAUACAGAAAAACAGAAACACCAGCUUCGCCACAGAGAGCUCUUCCUCUCCCGACAAUAUGAGAGUCUACCCGCGACACACAUCAGGGGGAAGUGCAGUGUCGCAUUACUGAAUGAGACUGAAGCCGUACUUUCAUACCUUGACAAAGAGGAUACCUUCUUCUACUCGCUGGUGUACGACCCGACACAGAAGACCCUGCUGGCCGACAAAGGCGAGAUCAGAGUGGGACCUCGCUUUCAGGCAGACGUACCUGAAAUGCUACAAGAGGGUGAGGCAGACGACAGGGACCAGUCGAAGCUAGAAGAGAAGCUGUGGGAUCCGGAGUGUCCGCUCACCAACAAACAGAUAGACCAAUUCCUAGUGGUGGCACGGGCUGUUGGGACCUUUGCUCGAGCGUUGGACUGCAGCAGCUCAGUCAGACAGCCAAGCUUACACAUGAGUGCGGCUGCAGCCUCACGAGAUAUCACACUGUUCCACGCGAUGGACACGCUGCAUCGUCAUAACUACGACCUGUCCAGUGCGCUGAGUGUGCUGGUCCCAGCGGGCGGCCCGGUGCUCUGCAGGGAUGAGAUGGAGGAGUGGAGCGCGUCAGAAGCCGCCAUGUUCGAAGAGGCACUAGAGAAAUACGGAAAAGACUUCAACGACAUUCGACAAGACUUUCUGCCAUGGAAGUCUCUGACCAGUAUCAUAGAGUACUACUACAUGUGGAAGACCACAGACAGAUAUGUGCAACAGAAGAGACUGAAGGCAGCAGAGGCCGAGAGCAAACUGAAGCAGGUUUAUAUCCCCACUUAUAACAAACCCAACCCCAACCAGAUCUCGAUGACCAACGGCAAGAUGGCAACAGUGAACGGAGCGGGCCCCGGGGCCUUCCAUGCAGCAGGCGGAGGCAGAGCCUGCGAGAGCUGCUAUUCCAUGCAGUCGGCCCAGUGGUACUCAUGGGGGCCGCCGAACAUGCAGUGUCGCCUGUGCGUGUCCUGCUGGAUGUACUGGAAGAAGUACGGCGGCCUGAAGAUGCCCAGCAGAGCGGAAGUCCCCGAGGAGAGGACCUCCCCGAGUCCGGCAAGCAAUGAGUCUCGCUCACGAGGCCACGCCCCUCGCCAGUCUAACCACAUGGUGCCGAUGCGAAACAGCGGCAGCCCCAAGUCCUCAAUGAAGACCAAGCAGGCCUUCCUGCUGCAGGCCACCCGCCUCACCAAGCUGGCCCGGCACAUGUGCCGUGACAUCAUCAGGCUGCGCCGUGCCGCGCGCCGGCCCUUUGUCCCCAUUAACUGUGGGGCCAUAAAGGCAGAGUACAUGCUAAGGGCCACAGAGGGGCAGGGGACCCGCCUACCCAAAACCAGAGCCGCCCAAAGGAGCACUCUGACCAGCGUUGUGCAGUUUUUAGAGUCCCGUCCUGCAGCCCACGCCCCUCGCUCCCACCGCACCCCGGGCCUUCAGACGCCUCCCCCCCGACGCCUCCUCUCCUCUCUCCCACACGGCCCCCACGGCAUGCUGGGAAAACGCAGCUACCAUCACCACAGCAGGGCCGAGCCAGACAGGCGCUCAGAGAACCCAGGUACAACAGGUGGACCCCUCCUGCACAACGGCCGCAGCAGCAGCAGUGGAAACACCCGAGGAGGAGUGAUGAUCCGCAAGAGGCGCCCGAACUGGAUCGAUGCCCCCGACGACAGCUUCUUCCUCGUCACCCGGGAGACCAGGAGGGCCCGGCGGAUGCUGUCCCGCUCCCAGCUGAGGCACGCCUGCCGGCAGCCCUGCGAGCAGAUCACCCUACGCAGGGCCUCCCAGGCGCCUCCGCAGGGGCUCGUCCUGGCGCCUCCACACCCUCACCCCAGCCUGAGGAUGCGGGGCCCCAUCGUCAUCCACGACUGACACUCCGCACCCACCCCGCCUGCGUACACGCUAACAAACUCUCCCCUCAUAUUCUCUCUCAUUAAAUCCCAGAGGCCUCCUUUUUUGCUUUUAGUCCCGAAGUUACAUUUAUGAUCCUUGACGACACUCGAGCUGAUGAGCCGUGAUGCAAUAGAGACACCUGACCUGACUGCAAGUUCUGCGUGUCUUUAAUCCCCUUGGGAAUGUGUAAAAGGUGUGUGUGAGUGUGUGUGUGUGUGAGUGUGUGUGUGUCUGUGUGUGUCUGUGUGUGUCUGUGUGUCUGUGUGAGAGAUCAUUGCCAACAACACGCAAGAGACUGAGGGGGAUGCUGAUCUCAGUUUUUAAUGGAAGGACAUGAAGGCGGAGCUUUGUGUGACCUUUGUGUUGAUGGUGAAUUGUCGUGAAGUUUUAUCAUUUUGUAU